Molecule: messenger RNA, 5939 nt
Organism: Biomphalaria glabrata
Lineage: Eukaryota; Metazoa; Mollusca; Gastropoda; Planorbidae
Product: beta-N-acetyl-D-glucosaminide beta-1,4-N-acetylglucosaminyl-transferase-like
Exons: 12
Coding region: 85-1857 (590 amino acids)
Biological process (GO): carbohydrate metabolic process
Molecular function (GO): glycosyltransferase activity
Source: RefSeq, a predicted model, not a curated record
GUAGGAGAACUAAUGCAUGGUAAAGUUAAAACCGAAAGUGUUCAACUGGAUGCCAGGAAAUUUUCUUUUACUGAACUCUGAAGCAUGAAGAUGUCUCAAAGUCAUAUUAAAGACUUCAUCAUCCUGGCAAUGACCAUAACAGUAUUGUCACUUGUGUACAAUAUGCUCUAUAUCACAGACGACGAAAGUAGUAUUCUCCAAAUUAAAGAACUCGUUCCCGACUUCAAAGUAAAUCUAAAUUCUGAGCCGAACAAUCAUGACAGAUCACUAAAGGUUUACAACGUGACGUUUCUCAAAGACGUCAAUGUCAACAUUCCUGGACAAACAAAAGACAUUAAACCAAAACGUUUGAAGCCACUGGAUCCUCCCCCACCUACCAUCCCCUUAAAGAACCGCGUUCUGCAACCUCCCAGCUCUUCUGACAAUAAAGGGUCGUCGCUGGCAAGUCAAAAGCUGGACAUUGGGAUAAAAAAGCGAAACAAUACAAAGAAAAUAAAAACCGCCGGAGAGAAAGGUAAAAAUGUGAAAAGGGAAGAGAACUCUCCGAACAUUUCAACUAAGAUUCAAAAAGGUACAUCAAAAAUAACCAUUGAGAAACAGGGGAAGCAAGUCAGCUCAGUUCAUGAUAAUGAUGAGGAUUAUGACCCAGACCGACCAAAUGAUUUUAGAGAUGGAGUGUUCGAUAAUGAAAUUAUGUCGUUGAAAAUUGAACAAAAACGUUUCUCUUUGAGAAAGGACGGCGUGACCUUUUGCCCUGACAGACCCCCACAUCUCCUUGGCAGUCUUACUGGCUUUUACAAUGAGAUCACUAAAGAAGAAUUGCAAGAACUUUUUCCAGAAAUGGAAAGCGGUGGGCGUAUUCGACCACCUGAUUGUGUCCAAAAGCAGAGGAUGGCGAUAAUAAUGCCCUAUCGUAAUCGAUUUCCACAUUUGCAUAUUGCCCUCCAUAAUCUGAUCCCGUUUUUGAAGCGCCAGCAGGCCGAUGUGACAUUCUUUGUUAUCGAACAGGCCCCGGGGUCAACGUUCAACAGAGGCGCCUUAUUGAAUAUUGGAUUUCUGGAAGCAGAGAAACUUGGCAACUUUGAUUGUUACAUCUUCCACGAUGUGGACCUGAUUCCAUUGAAUGACAAAAAUCUGUACAGGUGUGAGUCCGACCCCAGGCACUACGCUGUGGCUAUGAAUAAGUUCAAUUUUAAACUAUUCUAUUCGGGCUAUUUCGGAGGUGUGGUUGGGUUCUCCAGGGAACAGUUCCUGAAGGUCAAUGGGAACUCAAACUUGUACAUCGGAUGGGGCGGAGAGGACGAUGAUCUGUUGAAGAGGUUGUAUAAUAAAAAGUACACGAUUUUACGACAUCCAACAACUCUUUCUCGUUAUUUUAUGUUAAAACACACACGAGACAAAGGAAACGAGGCCAACCCACUCAGAAUGGCAAUUUUGAAUGGUGCUCUCAAGCGACAAGAUAUCGAAGGUCUGAACACAGUGAAAUACAAAGUGAUCAAUAUCACAUUGGAUCCUCUGUACACUUGGAUCAAUGUUUCCAUCAAUACCACCGAAAUACUUCUGACUGCUCCAGCCAUGACCCUUCAGGACGUCGACAACGCGAAGAAAAAAUGGCACAAAGAAAAGAUGCGCAAAGAGAAAGCCAGGCUAGAAGCACUUCAGAGAAGGAACGUCGCCAAAACGUCCACCUCUGCCAGAAAUGCGACUCAAAUCAUCUCUCAUGACUCAGUUAACUCUAAAGUCACUUCUAAAUCCCGCGCUAUCCCCUCUUUGGUUGAGUCUCAACAAAGAACUGACGCGUACACAAAUAUCUUAAGAAACAAACUCCCAGAAAGCAAAGUCUUUGAGCCUAGCUGAUGACGCAAAAAGGCUAAGUCAUGGGGAAAAAAGCUGAAUUAUGGGAAAAGGCUGAAUGGUGCGAAAGGGAAAAGUUAAAACUGAUAUAUUGUAGGGACUCCAAUUGUGGAUCGGCAAUCAAUUAAUAAAAUACAAUUAGUUCUUAUAUUUAUAUACAAAAAUUUAAAAAAAAAAUGUAAAAAACAUAAUAGAUUAAUCCUGAAUACAAAAACAUUUGUCGGCUAUGUAACUGUAUGUAAUAUUCGUGCGGCCGUCCAGCACCUCACCAUCAUGUAAUUCUAUUUAUAUAGAUCCACGUUCCUCAUUUACUCUGAACUUUUGAUAAUCAUGAAGUCUAAUCUUCGUUUUGAAAAGCGGAUUACUCUCAAGGCACGGGUAAAUAGACCUCAUUCACCAAAAUAGACCUCAUUCACCAAAAUAGACCUCAUUCACCAAAAUAGACCUCAUUCACCAAAAUAGAACUCAUUCACCAAAAUAGAACUCAUUCACCAAAAUAGACCUCAUUCACCAAAAUAGACCUCAUUCACCAAAAUAGACCUCAUUCACCAAAAUAGACCUCAUUCACCAAAAUAGAACUCAUUCACCAAAAUAGAACUCAUUCACCAAAAUAGACCUCAUUCACCAAAAUAGACCUCAUUCACCAAAACGAACGGUCACGGGAUGACAAUUGAUAAAAACAGCAGAAAAUACAGUUACGUGGUAAUCAUGUUUGAGUCCAAGUCGUAAGUUGUAUAGAAUAGGUAGGGAAGCACACGGCUCAAGAAUGUUUGUUUAUGAUUGGUGAAUGAGUCGAAUUGAGUCUAUGGCAGUAUUGUCUGAUUUUGCUUUAAGGUUUUUGGCCUUUUUUUUCUUUGUUUUGGGUUGUUUAAAACACCGAAUAUCACCGCGUUAAUUUAUUGUAUUGUUACGACAUGGGAUUGAACGAAAGAAAGUAACUCACCGUGCUGUCAGGAUCGCUGGUAUCUUUCCGAUUGCAGAAGCACAAUCCAACUAUGAUCAAUUAAUAUCCCUGAUCAAAAGAAAUAAUGUCACAAUCUCCAAAUCAUAGACUAUAUAUUACAUGGACUGCCAACACUAAGGAAACUAAGCAUAAGUUCCUUUCACCGAGGCGUCCUUGGUUGCGUGGUAAAUUGACUUCCGGUAGAAUUUGUUACUAUAUAAAGAAACUAUUCCCGAAGAUUUUUACCAUCAAUUUUACAGCAAAUCAUAAAUGGAAACUUAAUUGUCAUAUACGAUGUUACAGAGGUAAGUGUGCACAAAUCAAUUUGUGACUUAGAUCUAUGACUAUAAAGCUUUGUAACUGAUUUUCUUAGCCAAUAUAGAUAAUUAGCCAAGCCUGUAUUUCGUGUAUUCUUGUUUACGACAUUAAUUGUCUGCUAAUUGGUGCUGCCAGUUUGGAUUAUUUGUUUUUCUUUUUUUUUUCAUCACAUUUGAUAAUUAUUAUCAUUAUUUUUACAAUGUAUAUUUUAAAUGUGAUAAGCGAUUUACUGAAAGAGUCAAUACAUUUCUGAGAUUGUCAUUUAUUAAUUUUGUAUAUAAUGGGUGAUACAGGCCUAAGUUAAGUCUGUGAAUGAGUCAGUCUAAAUAAAUUAACAAUAUAGUGAGUCAAUAAUUUUAAGCCUACAAUCUUACAUCUUUACCAACUUUUGUUCAGAUCUACAAAUAUUUUUUUUAUUCAAUUUGAUUUUAAUUUCAAGAUAAUGUGCAUUUUUAUCUAUAGUAAUGGAAAAUCAACCAUAAAAAAAAAAUCAACGAUGUAUGUAUGACUAACUGAAAAAUCUGCAUAAAAAUUUCGGCCUUCAAGUUUUUAGUGGGUUUUUUUUUAACUAACUAGAAUCCCAAAUAACAUCCAAUUCUUCUAAAAGCUAUAAAGAGAUCUGAUAUUGUUUCGAAUAUAUUCGCCCAAUAAAAUUUUAGAAUCAUUUAGGCUCUACUUCACUAGAAAGUGAUUGUAGCCUACACAUAAACAUGUAGACUUUCACCCAGAUGUAGUGACCUAUGGCUAUAAACUUUAUCUACAAAUACGAACUUACACACAACACACUACUACACUACUAUAUAUAUAUAUAUAUAUAUAUAUAUAUAUAUAUAUAUAUAUAUAUAUAUAUAUACAUAUAUAUAUAUAUAUAUAUAUAUAUAUAUAAUAGAACACUAAACACUAUUUAUGUAAAUGCCCAUUUUUAAGUUUGUAAAAUAAUAAUUUGUUUUUAUAAAAAAUCUGGCUAUGCCUAUAGUACUUUUAACAAAAUUAUGACUAAAAAUAUUAUGAACGUCGAGUCUCUAGAUUCAUCAUCUUUGUGUGUCUCAUAAACCCAGAGAAUGAAGAUAUAGAAUCUAUAUAGGCCCCCUAUUAUAUAGAAUCUAGCUUUAGUUGACUCUAGACUAGAUCUAGGAUAAUUUCAAGUCUAGAUGUUCAGCUUCAUCUUACCUUGAUCAUGAUGAUUAAUUUUAAUCUGACUUCCUGACUUGUUAACUUUAAACUUAAACUUCGUCUUCCUUAGCCUUAGCCUUAGCUUCUUCAUAUGUGAAUCAUGAAUGGAAGUGCUUGGCUCACAGUGUCACAGAUCGUUCUUUAAACUAUUUGAAGAUCUACUUUAUCUUUACUAACGACUCUAAUAUAUAUCUAGUUUAUGUCUAUAUUUUAUAUGAUAAUAAUAGACAUAGACUCUUAUACUUACAAUAAAGACAAAGUUAUAAGAUCUAGAAUCUGUAUCUAGAUCUAUUCCCAUUUGUGAUUUAUACACUACAGAUUUAAUGUUUCUGAUGAGCAAUACUACUAUCUACAGCCAUGCCCAUUAACAUAGGCCCUACUCAUGUACUAGAUCUAGCUCUUUUGAUCACAACUCAUAUCUUGCCUAGAUAUAAACAACUGUACUAGAUUGGACUAGACAUUCUAAUCGGUUCUAUUUUCGUUUUUCAUUAUUCUGACAUAUUCUAGUAGGCAAUAGGUACCAAAUUGUGCUAUUUAUUCACUGUAGAUCUAGAUCUUAACUUUUCUCUUAACUACCAAAGAAGUACACAAAGGAUGUUGAAAGGUACCCAAAGGGCUCUUAUUGCUACCAUUCAAUGUGUGGAAUCAAGUAUUUACCCAGAUACUGCCACAAUAUGCUCUUAUUGUUUUCAAAGGAGUUUUCACACAGUGCCAGAAGCUGUAUAAAUACAUUUAACACCUGUGCAGGGUAUUUCUAAAGUGAUAAUUUUCUCAUGCAGGCCAAUACCACUCUUUUGUUAUCUAAGAUGUAUAUUUCAAGAAGAAAUGAUGCUUUCUUAUUUCUAAGAGUUUAUCAAUAGGAUGAAUGCCACAAAACUCACUUGUUAUGCCAGAAACUCUUCCUACGAAACUUCCAUACUAGAAUUUGUCCAGUGCCUGUGAUCCUCUGAGUUGAAGGAGAAUGUGCUCCAUAAUACCUACUAGGAGCUUGCUGAUAGCUGGAAGUUCAUGAAUACUAUGUUGUCCUUGAUUUGAUGAUUCUGAAAACUACCAUUUCUGAAGACUUGAGCAUUAUUUCUAUAAUGUAAAAAAAUCUUUUCAGGAAAUAUUGUGUUUAUAAUAUUAAGAAAGGGAAGAUAAUAUUGUUCUUACUAAUAUUAUUGACUUAUUAAAUAGAAAGCACAUCAUUACCAAUAUUCACUUGUCAAUAAAUGUUAGCAUUAUUCAAUUUUUAGUUACAUGUUCAAACUAUUAAAUUUUAUUAUUUAAAUUAUAGCAACUUUCUCUUUCAGUCCAGCUUAAGAAACAUUCCUGUAAAAAGUCUAUGAUAAUAAGUUAAUGUCGAUGUAGUAUUGUUCAGACACUUACAAGUUUAAUCAUCUUUACUUCACAAAAAAAAAGUGUUUGAAUGGUUUUCAUUUGUUUGUACAUCAAAUAUGUAUGAAUAUAAUUAUCAUUUUUAGAUGAAACAUUAAAUACUGAAGAUGACCAUCUCAAUUUCUGAUGUAGGCCUAUUCUCAUUUCAUGAAAUAAACAAAAUAUUAUCUGAAAUUUCAUCCCUUCAUGGUAACUGUAACUGGCUUCAUAAAAAAAUGGAGUGAUGACUGGGUUGACUAUACAUUUUUGUAUAAAUAAUGCAUCAAUGAAUGUA